AAUAGAUCAACUGCCGAUCAUUGUGUGAAUAAUUUUAUUGAUUAUAAUUUAAUUUAAUUACUGGCCAAAUUGAUUAUCAACUAUAUCAAUUCUCGGUAAACUCAACGUGUUAAAGUGUUGGUAAACAUACUUCUUUAUCUACGGGGCAAAAGUGGCGGGUAUCUGCAUCAAUAAUUUUGAGCGUCCUGUGUAUUUAUACUCGUUGUUGUCCAACUGUCAUAACCGCCUCGGGCAUUUUUUGGACAUGGAUAAUGAUUAUUACUCCACCGUAUAUACAUGGUUUGAGAAGUGCGGGAUCAUAUCCAACAUCAGGACGCAUCUGCGACAGAACUUGGUGAAUGCUUUAAAGCGUAAGGAUCUAAGGCUGUGUAAAAGUAGAGAAGCGAGAUCUGCCAAACAGUAUGUUUAUGAUAUGUUAAUAGCUGAGUAUCUGUUUAGUCACAAUUACUCCUUCACCUUGUCGAUAUUUGCUAGCGAAGUUCCGCUUUUAGUAAAUUUUUGCAACAGUGUGCCACAGUCCUCUGACAGUGCUGACAGAGGCAGUAGUAGUAGACACAGUAAGUUGCAAAGUGAUUAUAUAGCACAUACACUGGAAACGCUAGGCAUCGAUCCCAACAGGCCUGAGGGCCAGUACAUUAUAUCGAAUUAUAUGAACAGUGAAGCACCGUUAUUGUUAUCCAUUCUGAGUUCGAUAGCCUCACUCAUUGCCAAUGCUCAGUCUCAGUCAACAACUGGAAAAUCCAUGUAUGACAAGGAAACGCAAACUAAUUUAAUCUUGGAAGCAAAUCUUGCAGAUGUUGCAAGAAUACGAGCAAAGAGAAAAAAGAUUAUACAACAAAAACAAUUGUACGAUGAUGAAUUAAAGGCAAAAGAAAGCAAGUUGAAGCAGCAAGCCUUUGUUAUAAAGCAUCAGCUCAGUUCAUUGAACACAAAAGUAGAACAAGCUCAGAAUUUAAUGCAAUCCCUGACACUGAAAGAAAAACAAUUGAAGGAAAAAAAAGAUAGUAAUGAGCAAUGUAUCUUGCAGAAGGAAAUGGAACUAUCUAUGAAACAAAAUAUCUUAACACAAGAAGCUAGCAGAUUACAAAAGGAGCGAGAUAGUUAUCGAAAGUUCGAAGGAGGCUUGAAGAAACUACAACGAGAGCUCAUUAAAAUGCAAAAAGAAAUGUCACAACGUAUGUCGAACAAAUGCGCUCAGAACAAUCUUAAGAACAUACAUGUACAAACUGAUAUAGAAGAUCACAUGAUAAUGGAUGAGUGCAAAACUCUACAGAAAGAAAAGCUGGAGCUGACAAAUCUUGUGGAAGAGCAACGUUCGAGGAUAGAACGGAUUACGCAACAUAGCGCGCUGUUAUCACGCCAACUAGAAGAAGUGCGUUUGUUGCAAGCAAUUGAAAUGCCGGUUGUUAACACAAACGCAAUCAUCAGUGAAAGUAGUUCUACAGAUGAUAUUCUUCAAGAUGCCAAAAUGCGAUUGAAGAGGCUGGAAGAGGAGAGCUCUAAAGCCGAUCAGUAUUUCUGCAAUUUCGUCAGUACCUCUUCGUAGCGAAUAAGAUAUUUCAAAAUAUUAUUUAUCAAUAUAUUUAUUAUCGUUAUUGCACAUAUAAUUAUUGAUCUUGCAAAUUACAUUCCGUACAUAUCGCUCGCGAAGAUUGUGAUUUCUUUUACUCUUGGAGAAAGACUGAAUUAAAACACAUACAAAAAAA
Molecule: messenger RNA, 1706 nt
Organism: Pogonomyrmex barbatus (red harvester ant)
Lineage: Eukaryota; Metazoa; Arthropoda; Insecta; Hymenoptera; Formicidae
Molecular function (GO): protein binding
Source: RefSeq, a predicted model, not a curated record